Endocarpon pusillum Z07020 is the source of this 2616-nucleotide messenger RNA. RefSeq lists its product as uncharacterized. Gene Ontology annotation, biological process: regulation of DNA-templated transcription. The transcript has 2 exons. Gene Ontology annotation, cellular component: Rpd3L-Expanded complex; Rpd3L complex; nucleus. The record is from RefSeq and is a predicted model, not a curated record. Lineage: Eukaryota; Fungi; Ascomycota; Eurotiomycetes; Verrucariales; Verrucariaceae. The coding region runs from base 1 to 2616 and encodes 871 amino acids.
AUGACAACUACUCUUGCCACCUCGAACAUGCGAACAUCUCUGAGACAGACUCGUACCAACCCAACUCGAACCUCCAAAACUGUCGGCUCUUCCUUGCGCCAGAACUCGCUCAUCAGCAAUCCCCCUGCUGCGCCGCCGCCCAACGUGCAGGAACAUGGCUUCUAUCCUGCUAUCACUCAUUUCACAGAUGCCAUCACUGCUCUGCCUCGAGAGUUCCGACGACACACAUCCUUAUUAAAAGAGGUUGAUGCGAAAGCUUGGGCUCCAGAGGCGCAUCUCCAAACCCUCCUCGCAGCCUGCGUUACGUCAACCCCGCCGGACAGCCACCUAGACGACAUGCAAUUGAGUACGCAUUCUAACGUAGCGAUUCGUAACCGGGGUAUACAAUCAGCCAAUACCGAUGGUACUCUGAAUUCAAUGAUGGAUAAUACCUCCAGAGCUUCAACCCAUAGCCAUCACGACCAGCAAUCAUUCGAACACAGAAGAAUAUUCUACCAUUUACGUACCACCUUGACCGAGAUGAUGGUAUCGAUGGACGAAAAGAAUCAUCUGAUCAACAGUGCGAAUGAAGACCUCUCCAGACAUCUCAAUCGUCUUCACACCAUUUACCCUCACAUCGCGGACGAAAUAUCGGAGGAAGCAAGAUUAGGGAGCUUGACGCAUUGGGCAUACAUUGAGGAUAAGCCACCUACCAGAACCAAUGCGGCGGGCUCUAGAAAGGAAGCAGCUGCUGGAUUGGCUGCGAUGCAUGACACCGACAUUGCUAGCCGGAGCGAAAGUCGGAGGGAGGCCAUGCUUGCUCGGAAGCAAAAGCCGACCCAGGUUGACUCGGACUUCGACGAUCAAAGACCGAUGAAGCGAGCAAACGCGAAUGGCAAGUCCAGAAGAGCCGGAGAAACCGCAGCAGAGUCUGUGCCUGGUCUUGGAAUAUCUGGUGCAGCUCCCGCUGUGAAGAGAAAAAGAGCAGAGAAGCCAGUGGGCGGUGCAGCAAUGGAGAGAUCGCUCAGCGGCGUCCUGGGUGGAAGAGCUAUGUCUCGCGAACCUUCGCAGCAAGAAGGGACCAAGAAAAGAAAGGCGGCAACAGCUGCCACCACUGCCGCGAGGAAAAGGAUCAACACAGCCAACUCGGCGACAAACUCACCGAAACUUGCUUCUUCACCACUUGUCGGCUCGUUUGGCAAAGAUGCGCACAAGAAUAGUCCCAUACCUGGCACCGUUCGACCACAAUCCACUCGCGCUCGACAAAAUUCAACCCAAGGCCGGCCUCCUUCGUCUGCCUCGAAUAGGAACAAUGGAAAUGGUGCCAGAAGAGCGACGGCAAGCACACCCGAGCUUCAUAACGUGUCAGCCGUGACUGGAAAAUCAAGCGACGAGAUCAGGAAUACUAUGAAGGAGUCCGUCAACAACAAAGGGCAGAAAAUCAUGGAGGAAGAACUGGGUAUGUUGGCGAACGGCACAAACGGUCUGAGAGGUGGCAUUUUACUCGAGAGAAGGGGCAGUAAAGGUGGUGCAAGUAAUUACAAGAGGGAAGAAGCAUGCGCCUCCGAGGACAACACGUCGUUGUCGAAAACCAAAUCCGCGGCAUCACCACUGGUACCGCCCCAGACCAUGCCCAAUACAAAUGUCCACUCUACCACUACCACGACGUCGCACCGACCAGAACGGGAGCGCGAACAACGCCCUUCCCGCGCGCGAUCUUCCAAAACUUCCACCCCGAUCGUCAACACAUUUGCCGAAUCCGACGCUGGCACACGCGAGAACCACAGAACAGACGCGAAGUUCAAGCGACCUGCAUCCUCUUCUUCGAAGUCUGCUCGCAAUAAAGAUCCGUUACACGACUCUCUAUCACCAAGCGGCCUGCCACCCAAACGCUCACAUAAGAAAGGUGCGGGACUGGCCGCUCAAGCCGCAGCGUUACAAGCCAAACUCGCAAGACAGAAUAGCAACAAAGCCGAGUCCAAUUUGACGGAUGAUCAUGACCACAAUAGCCUCGACAAUAAUAAUAAUGCUAACUACGCAAUCUCGAACCUCAAAUCAACCUCCUCCCCUACCUUUGCCUCCGCAACAAACAAUCUCAACCACGUUUCUUCCACCAUCACUACCACCACCACCGCCAACAACUGCAACAAGGUGAAAACGCCCUCCCCCCCUCUCGACUCAGCCAUCGAAAGCCUCGACAUCGAGGUGGAGGAAAAGAUUCUCGUCGAAGAAGGAGAAGAGGAAGAGGAAGAAGAAGAAGAAGCAGAAGAAACACUCGACUCGUCCGGCGAAGAACCGAGGUACUGCUACUGCCAGCAAGUAAGUUACGGGGAGAUGGUGGCGUGUGACGCAGACGACUGUCCGAGAGAGUGGUUUCAUCUCGAGUGUGUUGGGUUGGGGAGGGCGCCAGGGAGGAAUGCCCGGUGGUUUUGUGAGGAGUGUAAGGAGCGGUUGAAGGUUGCGGGGAAUGUGGCAGGGGGAGGGACUGGGCUGGUCCACGGGCAGGCGUUGCAAGUGAAUUGGCACCUCCGUACGCUGUUUGCUACUACUUGGGAGUCACGCGAAGAAGAUCGGACAUCCGGAGGGAGUUCACGAGAGGAAGAAGAGGGGAUCACUCGGUUUUGUCGGUGCCUUUGA